UGUAUCUGGGCAAGGGAAAGGACAACAGCCUGGCUACCCAGCAGGACACAAGCCAGGGUUCCACACAGUGUCCUCCGUCCACUGACUGAUUGCACGCAAGUCGCUCCGUCUGUGUCUUAUUCAUUCCCGGAGCCCCCGCAGAGAGGAAGCGUGGAUGAAGUCCGCCUGCAAACACGGUCCUCCGGCGGGAGCACGCGGCGCGCCCCCGUGCGCGGGCGCAGCCGAGCGCGCGGUCUCCUGCGCCGCCGGGCGGCUGGAAAGCGCAGCGCGCAGGCGCCUGGCGGCCAACGCGCGCGAGCGGCGCCGCAUGCAGGUGAACACCGCGUUCGACCGGCUGCGCAGGGUGGUGCCGCAGUGGGGCCAGGACAAGAAGCUGUCCAAGUACGAGACACUGCAGAUGGCGCUCAGCUACAUCGUGGCGCUCACCCGCAUCCUAGCCGAAGCCGAGCGGGACUGGGUGGGGCUGCGCUGCGAGCAGCGGGGCCGCGAUCACCCCUACCUCCCAUUCCCCGGUGCUAGGCUCCAGGUAGACCCUGAGCCCUACGGGCAGAAGUUCUUCGGUUUCCAGCCAGAGCCCUUCCCCAUGGCCAGCUAAGCCACAGGGCCAUUUGGGUCUUAGGGGAGAAAACUCGGUCACCUUUUAAUUUCCUUCCCCUUUCAGACAGGUGGAUGAAAUUAUUUCAUUGCCCCCCUCCCUCCAUUUUGUGUUUUAUAGGUUUCAUAGUGGACAUUGUGAAUGACUUUGGACUGCUGGGAAAAUAAUGCUCUAUCCCUUUUAGCCUAAGACACGGGGCUGGGGUCUAGCUGAGUUGGUAGAGGACUUGCCUUGCAUGUAUAAAAGCCGUGGCGUGGGGUCGAGCCCCAGCUGCCGGGUAGGCAGACCACGGCGAUGUAAUCCUAGCAUCAUUCAGGAGAUGGAGGAAUAUAUAUAUAAAAAGAGACCCUGUGUCAGGAA
Rattus rattus (black rat) is the source of this 955-nucleotide messenger RNA. It is a transcript of the gene Atoh7, whose product is annotated as atonal bHLH transcription factor 7. NCBI's taxonomy places the organism in Eukaryota, Metazoa, Chordata, Mammalia, Rodentia, Muridae. The record is from RefSeq and is a predicted model, not a curated record. Gene Ontology annotation, molecular function: protein dimerization activity.